Ylistrum balloti is the source of this 371-nucleotide messenger RNA. RefSeq names its product collagen alpha-1(I) chain-like. The annotation marks the transcript as partial. The record is from RefSeq and is a predicted model, not a curated record. The transcript has a single exon. NCBI's taxonomy places the organism in Eukaryota, Metazoa, Mollusca, Bivalvia, Pectinida, Pectinidae.
CAUUGGGAUUGAUUCUCCUCAAAUCAGAUCUCAAUGAAGGUCCACCAGGACCAACUGGAGGAGCCGGCGCGACCGGAGCUACUGGAGCGACAGGCCCGACCGGAGCUACUGGAGCGAUAGGCGCGACCGGAGCUACUGGAGCGACAGGGUCAACCGGACCAACGGGACCAACGGGACCAACAGGCGCAACAGGACCAACAGGUGUAACCGGACCAACAGGACCAACAGCCGCUACAGGACCAACAGGACCAACAGGCGCAACAGGACCAACGGGACCAACGGGACCAACAGGACCAACGGGCCAAACGGGCCAUACAGGAGCCACCGGUCCCCCUGGAUUUAGAGGUGGUAGUGGAGGUGGAGGUGGCUAG